Arabidopsis thaliana (thale cress) is the source of this 1973-nucleotide messenger RNA. Its product is annotated as heparan-alpha-glucosaminide N-acetyltransferase-like protein (DUF1624). NCBI's taxonomy places the organism in Eukaryota, Viridiplantae, Streptophyta, Magnoliopsida, Brassicales, Brassicaceae. The transcript is spliced from 12 exons. Bases 243 to 1454 code for a protein of 403 amino acids. The record is from RefSeq and is marked reviewed.
CGAGAGAGUAAAAAAGAGAUAAAGUCGCUGCGAGCGAAUCAAGUUCGGAUAAGGUCCAAUCACAACACAGCCACGUGCGAAUCCCAGGUUAUUGAACAGUAAAACAAACGGCUCAAGUGGCUCACUCCAACCGUUCUCGUUAAGGCAAAUCAAGUUCUGUUUCUUUUUCUGACUUUUGAUAAUUUUGGAUAUAUUUUCCUAAUUAUAUAUAGACGACGCCUGCGCUAGAUGAAUUUGUUGUGAUGCGAACGAAACUAACGAUGUACGAAGCAAUCAAAGACAAUGAUGAUAAUGAUCAUCAAUGGCGAGAGAAGAAAGACAUUGAGUCUGCUCUUCAGAUUUCUCGUUCUUCCUCUCUUCCUCCCGACAAGGAACGAUUAGUUUCCCUUGAUGUCUUUCGCGGUCUUACCGUCGCAUUUAUGAUACUUGUGGAUGAUGUUGGAGGGAUUUUACCAUCUAUUAAUCAUUCACCUUGGGAUGGUGUCACACUAGCGGAUUUUGUCAUGCCUUUUUUCUUAUUUAUUGUUGGUGUCUCUCUUGCCUUUGCUUACAAGAACUUGUCAUGUAGGUUUGUCGCAACAAGAAAAGCUUUGAUUCGAUCUUUGAAACUUCUAUUACUUGGUCUUUUUCUCCAAGGAGGAUUUAUUCAUGGUCUUAAUAACUUAACUUAUGGAAUAGAUGUAGAAAAAAUUAGACUCAUGGGUAUAUUACAGAGAAUAGCGAUAGCAUACUUAGUUGUUGCAUUGUGCGAGAUUUGGUUAAAGGGAAACCAUAAUGUUAGCUCAGAGUUAUCUAUGAUCAAGAAAUAUAGAUUUCAUUGGGUGGUUGCUUUUGUUAUCACAACUAUAUAUUUGUCCUUGUUAUAUGGUUUAUAUGUACCUGACUGGGAGUAUCAGAUUUUAAAAGAAGACCAAGGAUCAACAUUGACAACAUUCUUGAAUCUGAAGGUGAAAUGUGGGGUACGAGGUCACACUGGACCAGGCUGUAAUGCAGUUGGAAUGCUUGACCGUAUGUUUCUAGGAAUCCAGCAUUUGUACAGAAAACCUGUAUAUGCACGAACCAAGCAAUGCAGUAUAAAUUAUCCAAACAAUGGGCCAUUACCUCCAGACGCUCCUUCUUGGUGUCAAGCGCCUUUUGACCCCGAAGGCCUCUUAAGUUCGUUGAUGGCCACCGUAACAUGUCUAGUGGGUCUGCACUAUGGCCAUAUUAUCAUCCACUUCAAGGAUCACAAAAAGCGUUUGAAUCAAUGGAUUUUACGUUCUUUUUGUCUUCUGAUGUUAGGUCUCGCACUGAACCUCUUUGGAAUGCAUCUAAAUAAACCUCUAUACACAUUGAGUUACAUGUGUGUCACCUCAGGGGCCUCGGGAUUUUUGUUAUCCGCGAUAUACCUAAUGGUUUGGUUUGCUAUUAUCUUGAGACUCCUAAUGAAAGCAUCACUCAUGGUUAAAAUGUAAAUCUAUCUCUCACUAUCUUCACAGGUCGACGUUUAUGGAUACAAACGAGCAAGCCUUGUGUUAGAGUGGAUGGGAAUACAUGCCUUACCGAUUUACGUUCUCAUUGCUUGCAAUCUUGUCUUUCUAAUCAUUCAUGGAUUCUACUGGAAGAACCCCAUUAACAAUCUCCUUCAUUUAAUCGGAAUCGGAAAGUAAAGAAGAGAAGAGAAGGGAGGUGAAGAAAUAAGUUUCAUCAACCAAAACCUUAAUUGUUUUUGUUAGAAAUAAACAAAUGCCAUCUUCAUCUUCACAUCCCAUAUGGAAUCCAAUUUAUGCUAUACUUUUGUAAACAUACGGUAUAUCGUAGAAAAAUUAAAACUUCAUGGCUAUAUAAGCAAAGCCUUUUGUCGAAAAUACACAUGUUGGCAAGUUGUGGGAGCCACCAACAUAAGCAUAUUAUAUUCAAACAAAUGUUCAAUCGCACAUGUGAUGGUUUAGCGAUUUAGCUACCGCACAACUGAAUCAAAAGACUUGUUAAAU